Durotheca rogersii is the source of this 3034-nucleotide messenger RNA. RefSeq lists its product as uncharacterized. The record is from RefSeq and is a predicted model, not a curated record. NCBI's taxonomy places the organism in Eukaryota, Fungi, Ascomycota, Sordariomycetes, Xylariales, Xylariaceae. Gene Ontology annotation, molecular function: zinc ion binding. Bases 279 to 2501 code for a protein of 740 amino acids. The transcript is spliced from 2 exons.
CUGAUUCACCCGCCUUCAGGGGGUCUUGGAGCCGCACUCUAGAAUGAGUCAUUCAUGAUCAUAACAUAUCCUGGUAGAAAGACUCAUCGUCUAGCUCCUAGAGUCGUAGGUGUCUAUAAGACCUUCGGUGCGUAAGGCCAGACGCUGUCAUCACCUAGGUAUUUGCCAUUCUCAUUCUCGCAAAGGUGCUGCUACCUCGGCUCCUAAGACGGUCGGCUAGUUGGUGAUUGAAAAAAAAAAUUCGUUGCCUCCCUACAUCACUACAACACUCGUGUGCUAUGAUCUCGACGAGAAACGCCCCCGAGCGGGCCAACGACGGCCAUCAAGCUGUAACCAGAGCUGCCGAUAGUCAUGUCGUGCCGAAGCCGGUUCCCGACUCCCAGGCCAAGGACCCGCGAAGGUACCAGCUAGACCAGAUGAAGAGGCGCUACUCUCCCCAGCAGAGUACGUUGCAGGAUGGGACGACGAAUCUCACGUUCCAGCUCAAACCAUCGGAUCCAGACUUUCCUUUCGAGUUGGAUCAUCUGGAAUGCGAAGUCCAAGUGCCUGCGUCCUAUCCUGACCGGCCUCCUCGUCUCCGGGUCAAAAAUAAGGACAUCCCCCGUGGGUUCGCCGUAAAUAUAGAGGUGGGGUGGGAUAGGCUCGUCAACAAGAACCAGGACCAGACUCUGCUGGCCUUGACCAACGCCCUAGACAAGAAUCUCGAAGCAUUCCUCUCGGAGCAAAAAAGCGAGACCGUAACCUUGCUGUCUUUCAAAGACACCAGGCAUCUGGACCAUGCCGCUACUGUGCUCGGAGAAGCGCCUCCCCCAAAGGCGGAGACGCCGCCGCCACCGAAACCGGCUCCGGCUCCGGUACCUACCAGGCCAUACGUGCCAGAAGAGUCUUACACACGGGAGCAGACCGCUGCGGCGAGAGUGAGACGGGCACAGGAGGUUAGGCAACUCGAAUCUCGAAUGUCGCGGAUGCCGCACUACCAGAAGUCCACGGACGGGGUUAUCUACACGCUGCCACUGGAACCGAAACGACGAGCUGAGUUACCGCCCGAGCUGCAGCAGGUUCAGUCAGCCCAGCUCAUAAUCCCCCUGCUCUAUCCCCUGCAGUCGCUGAGGGUGUUGCUUAACAACGUCGAGUCAGAAGACGCCGAGGCGCUGGAGGAGCUCUUCGCGGAGAAGGCCGCCCAGCAGAAGCAGAUGAGCCUCACGAGCCAUCUGAAUUAUCUCGCCCAGAACAUGCACGUCAUGGCUAGGAAUGUUGCUGCGGCGGCAGAGGCGGCGAAGCAAAAGAAGGCAGAGACGGCUUCGCACCGUGCCGACGAGCCAGACGACGGUGGCGCCGGUGUCAAGGAGACGCCGUUGCCGCCGCCGCCGCCGCCGCGGCGCACGGCGGGCGACGACGAGAGAAGCCACGUCCACUUUAUCCCCCGCCCUCCGGAGUGGAGUUUCGGCAACGAUUCCGGGGAGUCGGAGUCAGAAUCGGAGGGGGAGGACGAGGAGGAGGACGACGAAGACGAAUCCUGGGACGACGACGGCGGAUCCGACGACGAAGGGGGCGCUACGGUGGGGGAUCUCAGCAGCGCGGCUACGCAGCAGGCGGAGAGGGGCACGGCGCUAUCGUUCCCGGCGGUCGAGCUGCGGGGCGUCGAGCUGCUGCAGGUAGCGGUGCUGAACCUCAGCGUGCGGUGCGCGCGGUGCCGGAUGCUCAACGACGCGACGGGGCUGCGGCCGGGGGUCGAGAGGGCGGGGAGCUGCCGGAAGUGCGGCGCCGCGUUCGCCACGCGCUUCCGCGCCGAGCUGGUGCACCGCAACUCGGCGCGGGCCGGCUUCGUCGACGUGUCCGGCUGCGCCGUCGCCGACAUGCUGCCGAGCACCUUCGUGCCCACGUGCGCGCGCUGCUCGACCGCGGGCCAGGGCCUGGUGUCGACGCGGGCCGAGGCCGUGACCAACGUGUGCCGCGAGUGCCACGCGCGGUUCACGUUCGCGAUCCGGGAGGUGAAGUUGCUGGCCAUCACGCGAGACGGCGGGGGGGACACGGCGUUGGCGGCAGCGGCGGCGGCAGCAGCAUCCUCAUCGGCGGCGGGGCGGCGGCAGCAGCAGCAGCACCCGGAGCGGCUGGCGGGCGUGCGGGCGGGCGAGCCGCUGCCGGGGCACGGCGCGUGCGCGCACUACCGGCGGUCGUACCGGUGGUUCCGGUUCGGGUGCUGCGGGCGGGCGUACGCGUGCGACCGGUGCCACGACGCGGCCGAGGACCACGCGCUGGCGGAGGCGGAGGGCGGCGCGCGGGCGGCGCGCAUGGUGUGCGGCUGGUGCGGCCGCGAGCAGCGCUACGCGCCCGAGGCGUGCGGCUUCUGCGGCCGCAGCGUCAUCGGCCGCCGCGGCUCCGGCUUCUGGGAGGGCGGCCGCGGCACCCGCGACAAGCUCCGCAUGAGCCGCAAGGACAAGCGCAAGUUCCGCCGCGUCGGCGGCGGCGAGGCGCGCAGGGCUAGGAAGGGCGAGGUGUGAGGUUUGGGGGGGGGGAUAGGGGGGUAGGGAGAUAGGGGAGGAUAGGAGGCAGGUGGUGCGUCUUCAAGUUGGAGGGUAUGGCGGUGCUAAAUUAUGCUAGACUACACCGGGAGACCGCGGCGGAGGAGGUUAGCAUACGGCUUGCCUUCUGAACCCGUCGUAGUAAUAUGCUGGCGACUCGCUCGCUGCACGCAUAUUGCAUCCGAUAGCAACACCACCGCCUCGCCCAUCCCACAAAGUUUCUUUUACGCGUAGAGGUAGUUAUAAGAAGUACGUCAAAAUGCGUAGUACCUCGCCUCGGCGGCGGCGGCGCUUGCUGGGUAGAGGGGUAGGGCUUCUUCACAUACAUACACACAAGACAACGUGCCAUAUAGCAACUACUCGGGGACUACGUCGACGAGUGUUGGUCUGGGGGUAUCUCGGGUGGUGAAGAAGUAGGGAGGCACGUAUUUUACAUUAUGCUACACUAGUUCGUACCUAUACCUAUAAGCAGCAGCAGGAAUAGCAGCAGCAGUAGUAUCCAACACCCCAAG